This is a messenger RNA of Fundulus heteroclitus (mummichog), 2731 nucleotides long. RefSeq names its product prospero homeobox 2 (gene prox2). Gene Ontology annotation, biological process: regulation of transcription by RNA polymerase II. Lineage: Eukaryota; Metazoa; Chordata; Actinopteri; Cyprinodontiformes; Fundulidae. The record is from RefSeq and is a predicted model, not a curated record. Gene Ontology annotation, cellular component: nucleus. The coding region runs from base 139 to 2184 and encodes 681 amino acids. The transcript is spliced from 5 exons. Gene Ontology annotation, molecular function: DNA-binding transcription factor activity, RNA polymerase II-specific; RNA polymerase II cis-regulatory region sequence-specific DNA binding.
UGAGGCGGUUUGUGCAUGGCCACGCCCCGGCUUUGAUGCAUCGACUCCGCCGCGCUUCCUGCAGCCACCUCGCAGUCCGCGCAGGCCAUCAGCUCGGCAGCACGUCCCAGCGCAACAGUGUGACGAUCAGCAGAGAUCAUGAACCUCAGUCUUCCGGACCAGAACAUGCACGGCUCAAGCGAAGGCUGCCUAGAGGACGACAAACCUGAGCUAAUGCUGCCCUGCUUCCGUAGAAACAUGUAUGAAGAGCCACUGGCCUCCUACUCGAACGGCUCCAUUAUCUCUCAGCUCCUCCGCAAGACGAUUCACAACAAACGGCCGCUGGACGAGAACCAUUUCUACCUCUCUGGCUCCGUGGCCGCUGCUGACUCGGGCCAAGAGGACCAGAGCAGCGUCUCCUCGAAGGACAGCACGGUGGAGGCCGCCUCCCCGAGUGAUCGCGUCUCCACCGGAGCCAGCCCGGAAGGAGAGCAUCCCUUGGCCGAUCACCUGCAGGCCAAGCGAGCCAGAGUGGAGAACAUCAUCAGGGUCAUGGCCGGCUCUCCCAACAGCAGGCAGUACUGUGACGGGGAGAGGUCCGACGCGGACGCGCGAGAAACGAGGGAGGCCAGAGAAUCGUACAGGGAGAACAAACGUAAGCAGAGGUUGCCCCAGCAUCAGGAGCACGGCACCGCGGGGUGGCAGAUGAACAAGAAACCUGGCGGCAGCAGCAGCAGCGGCGGCGAUAACUGCAGCACCAAGGAGGAGGAAUGCAACAAGUUGAAGGAGCAGCUGCACAGCAUGCAAAGGCUUCUGCGUCAACUGCAGGAGAAGUUUCUGCAGGUUUACAGCCAGGAAGACCCGGAAUAUGAGGCUGGAGAUGCAGCAGGACUCGACUCUGAGCAUGACGUCCUGGGAGAAAGCACAGACGCGUGCUACUUAAGCCCCGACGAGCAUUUUGAGACCAGCAGUAGCGCGGCAACGGCGAAUUGUAAGGACAGAAUCAAUCCGGCUGAUUACCUGCUCCACCAAAGAGAAAGUCAGAACCUGCAGGCAACCCUGAAGCAGGAGCUCUCCAAAGCCGUUAGCGACUGCAUCGACAGGGUUUUCAGGAGGGUGUCCCCCACAGACAUGGACAUGUCCCCCCAGCAGCGUGUGUGCUCUUCGCCAGAGAUGCAGAUCGGCCUGGGCGCAGACGCGGAGAGCACGCCCGCCGAUCACCCCCAAGCCGAAGACAUGCCUGCAAAAAGCGGACCGUCAGAGUACUGCGAAGGCUCCAAGGCUCAGACCUCACAGGACCAGACAGAAGCACUUUCACUGGUUGUUCGUAAGCCCCCAGUCACCCAAGUGGGCUCAGUCACUCCAGCGGUGAAAAGGCCUUACCCCGUGCACCAGGCGCCUUUCCAGUUCAGCUACAACCCCCCUCUCCACGAGAGCCACAUCCUGGAGCACCUCCUCAAGUACGGACCCCACUCCAACUUUGGGGCUCUCCCCUGCAUGCCCCCCUCCAUGGACAGGACCUCUCCGGACUCGGUGGACCUGUCCUGGGACGCCAUGGCCAUGAGAUCCAAGGUGACGUCCAGUCACUUCGGGCACCACCACCAUCGGCCCUCCUCCAUGGGGGCGGUGGCAGUCGAUGGCCUGUGUCUGCCCCAUGUCAAGAUGGAGGGCGGCGAACUGCAGAGCCUGGCCGAACGGAACCCCUACAUGUCUCUCAAUAUCCAGGAAGGCCUCACUCCGAGUCAUCUGAAGAAGGCGAAGCUCAUGUUCUUCUACACCCGCUACCCUAGCUCCAACGUGCUGAAAACCUUCUUCCCUGAUGUCAAGGUAAAAUGCUUACAAUUCAAUCGCUGCAUCACCUCUCAGCUGAUCAAGUGGUUCAGCAACUUCAGGGAGUUCUACUACAUUCAGAUGGAGAAGUUCGCACGGCAGGCCAUCGCCGAGGGCGUCCGCGACGUCAAAGACAUCACAGUCAGCAGGGACUCUGAGCUCUUCCGGGCGCUGAACAUGCACUACAACAAAGCCAACGAUUUUCACGUUCCCGACAGGUUCCUGGAGGUCGCUGAAAUCACCCUGCAUGAGUUUUACAACGCCAUCUCUUCUGCCAAAGAUUCGGACUCCUCUUGGAAAAAGGCCAUUUACAAGGUGAUCUGUAAGCUGGACAGCGAAAUCCCAGAGGAGUUCAAGACAUCCUCCUACUUAUAGAGUUGUGUUUCGGAAAACUGUACAGAUGAAUAAGUUUGUGAUUUGUCAUUUGGCAGCAUUAGUUCAGUUUUUUUGUAGUGUCAUUUAGUGAGGUGAAAUAUGCGCAGAUUAAAAGAGAUUUUAGAAGAAAAGGAUCCCCAAUGUGAAAUUUUAUGCUCUGCUUUGUUAAAGUUAGACAUUAAAAUAGAUGUUUGCUUUCUUUUUUUGUUGAUGGUUUGUGUGUUCGUAGCUGUGUAAAAAAAAAAAAAAAAUGGUGCAAAGAUGUAAUCAUUCAUUAUGUAGUUUUUCACCACUCAGUUUGGAUAAUAGUUCGGUUUCAAUUUUAUUCCAAAGCUCUGUAUCUUAUGCCAAGAUACACGCACUGCUGUUAUUCUGUUGCAUAAUUUAUUAAUGUUCUGUCUGCACAUUAUUAGCCCGUCUGUUUAGUGCUAUAUUGAUUGAAUGCAAAAUAUGUGUGAAGGUAAAACUUGUAUCUUGUAAAGAACAAUCAUAUUUCACAAACAGGAUGAUUACUGCAAUUAAAGAUGCACUAAAUUAUAAACCAAAA